This is a messenger RNA of Babjeviella inositovora NRRL Y-12698, 1330 nucleotides long. RefSeq lists its product as uncharacterized. NCBI's taxonomy places the organism in Eukaryota, Fungi, Ascomycota, Pichiomycetes, Serinales. The record is from RefSeq and is a predicted model, not a curated record. Gene Ontology annotation, molecular function: aldose reductase (NADPH) activity. Gene Ontology annotation, cellular component: cytosol. The transcript has a single exon. Bases 113 to 1066 code for a protein of 317 amino acids.
GUAUCCGUCAGGCUCAUUGGCAACAAAACCCGAAAUUCUAUAUAAGGCCGCACCCCCUCUUUCACCCCGCCACUUUUAAGUUUUAAGCUUGACAAUUUCGCCACUCCUCACAAUGCCAGCUACUCUUUCUAACUCCACCAAGACCUACUCUUUGAACAACGGCGCCGUCAUCCCAGCCAUCGGUUUGGGGACUUGGAGGGCCACCAACGAAGGUGAUGCCCAGAGAGCCGUUGCCGCAGCCAUCGUUGCCGGUUAUAGACACAUUGACGCUGCCUGGGCCUACGGUAACGAAAAGGAAGUCGGUGUCGGUAUCAAGGAAGGUUUGGCCGCCACUGGUUUGGAAAGAAAAGAUAUCUUUGUCACGACAAAGUUGUGGGGUACCUUCCAUCACGACCCAGAAGCUGCCUUGGACAUCUCCUUGGAAAGAUUAGGUCUUGACUACGUCGACCAGUACAUGAUGCAUUGGCCCGUCGCCUUGAACCCUAACGGUAAGGGUGCCGAGACUGGUUUCCCAGUGUUGCCAUCUGGUAAGAGAGACAUCUUGUUGGACUGGUCUUUCGUCAAGUCUUACGAAAACUUGCAGAAGACUGUUGUAUCUGGUAAGGCCAAAGCCAUUGGAGUCUCCAACUUUUCGAUAAAGAAUUUGAAGACCUUGUUGGCUGCUGAAACCACCAAGAUCAAGCCAAUCUGUAACCAGGUCGAAGCCCAUCCAUACUUGCCGCAGCCAAAAUUGUUGGCUUACUGUAAGUCCGAGGAUAUCUUGAUCACUGCCUAUUCCCCAUUGGGUUCCAUCGACUCCCCGUUGCUCCAGGACGAAACCGUUGUUGCUAUUGCCAAAAAGAACGGCGUCUCUGUCGCCCAAGUCUUGAUCUCCUGGGCCUUAUGGAGAGGUACCGCUGUCUUGCCAAAGUCCGUCUCUGCUGCCAGAAUCGCAUCCAACCUACAGGUCUUUGAGUUGUCUAACGAAGACGGCGAAGCCUUGAACCAGAUCUCUGUUACCAAGGGUUCCCAGAGAUUGAUUUCACCAGACUGGUCUCCAGUUGUCAUUUUCGAAGACGAAGAUUAAUUUCGCUUUCGGUCGGUUCCAUAGAAAAUGUUUGCAAAUCGCUAUUUAGCAAUAAGCGGUAUAUUAUCAUAGUUUAUUCCAUAUCGAUCUGCGUUGAAACCUGUUCCUGUACACAUUUAAUGUCACAGGACCGUUUGAUGUCUGAAGAAUUCCGUAGUGCCUCAAAAGAACAUCAAAUAAUGUCUUGGGGGUGCUUUCAGCGUAAUCGAAAGUUAUAUUACUGGAAGAUCCAAUUGUAUAUAAAAGGGAAUAUGGUGCUCUUAC